Anarrhichthys ocellatus (wolf-eel) is the source of this 6732-nucleotide messenger RNA. Its product is annotated as nuclear distribution protein nudE homolog 1. The record is from RefSeq and is a predicted model, not a curated record. Lineage: Eukaryota; Metazoa; Chordata; Actinopteri; Perciformes; Anarhichadidae. Gene Ontology annotation, biological process: microtubule nucleation; chromosome segregation; vesicle transport along microtubule. Bases 138 to 1175 code for a protein of 345 amino acids. The transcript has 9 exons. Gene Ontology annotation, molecular function: microtubule binding. Gene Ontology annotation, cellular component: kinesin complex; kinetochore; centrosome.
CUUAACGUAACGAGAGAUUAGUUUGUGCAAUCACAAUACGUCUGUUGCAGAAGUCUGGAACAUUUAGUUUUAACUCGUAGACCAUUCCCUUAGCUAUAGCAUGUUUUGAUCGGUCCAUUACAUGCGGAGCUGCAGACAUGGUGGAGCCAACAUCACACAAGUUUACAUCCCUAGCAGAGGAGCUGGGCUUCUGGAAGGAGCAGGCAGAGGCACACCAGCAAAGGGCUGAUGAGGCUCAUGAGGAGCUGCAGGAGUUUCAGCAGAUGAGCCGAGACUAUGAAGCAGAACUGGAAGCUAUGCUGAAGCAGUGCGAGGGUCGAAACAAAGAGCUGCUUUUAGACAACAACCGACUACGCAUUGAACUGGAAAACAUAAAGGAGAAAUUCGAGGCUCAGCAUUCCGAAGCUUUUAGGCACAUCUCAACCCUGGAGGAAGAUCUGGCACAAACAACAGCAGUGAGAGAUCACCUGCAGAAAUACAUCCGAGAGCUGGAGCAGUCCAACGAUGACCUGGAGAGGACCAAAAGGGCUACCAUCAUGUCUCUGGAGGACUUUGAGCAGCGAAUGAACCAUGUCAUUGAGAGGAAUGCCUUUCUUGAAAGCGAGUUGGAUGAGAAAGAGACCCUGCUUGAGUCUGUUCAGAGGCUGAAGGAUGAAGCCAGAGACCUUCGCCAGGAGCUGGCUGUGCGUCAGAAGGAAAGACGUCCGUCCAGCAGCCUGGGCAAAGACAUGGACAGAGCAGAUCUGCCGUGCCCCUCGGCCGGGAACUCGUCCAUCCCCGUCACGCCCUCCAAACCCAUCAGCUCAUUUGCCACGCCCCCUCCUUCCAGUAGCCGACGAGGUGAUGGUCUAACGGGGACUCCCCUCACAAUGUCUGCUAGAAUAUCUGCACUCAACAUUGUCGGGGAGCUGCUGAGAAAAGUUGGAAAUCUGGAGUCAAAGUUGGCGUCCUGUCGAGACUUUGUGUACGACACGCCCGGCAGCAGACCGGCACUCCCGGCUGGCCCUGGUAGUCCUUCUGGUUUAGAGAGAGGCUCCGAGGUCCAAGCUAGCAGCAUGAGCCCCCCUCCUCAGUACGACAGUUUAGUGAAACGGUUAGAGUUUGGACCGGCUCCUCCGAGAGGCGUCUCCCAGGGUGCCCAGUCUCCUCAGGGUGGGGUCAAGAUUCUGCUAUGAGAGGGGAAAAAUGGCGACGAACCCACCCCCCCCUCAUUUAAUAACCUGACACCAACCCCCUGUCGCCUCUCCAUCCUUAAUAGACUACAGCAAUGGGGACUUUGAACUGAGCUGUCUUCCCUUGUCGCACACAUGCCCUGCUGAACUAUUUUGAACAAGAAAGCCACUCUUCUUGCCCCACAUAAUCAGCGCAUGGACUUCUGCUGCCUGAGGCUAGUAUCGCACCAUAUCUGUCAAAGGGAGGAACAGAGAACCUACUGCUCGCGCUAUCUUCACACGGUGGUGGGUAGCAUUUAAAAAUCCCCUGUAUCUACCGAUUUUCUCUCUGUGGUGGAUCAACAGGGCUGACGAAACACAUUUCGGGUGUUUGCUGUUCUUGUCCAGUGAUCACGAAGAGUCACUGGACAUGACCCUGAUGAAGGGACCAGGAACCUGAAGUAUUGUUUAUAAACCAGGUUUAGAUUGUACAGAUACUGUUGAUGACGAAGUCAAAACCAAAGCUUUGAAAAAUGGAAAAAAACUGAUCAAAGAUAAAAGUAAUGAAUGAUUAAUAAAUAAUGAAUCUGAUAUGAAAGAAAAACACGGUGACACUUAAUUAUUUGUUUUGUAUUCUGUGAGCUAAGGGCUCCAAUGAUGUAGCACUGAACACCAACAUCCAUUUACCUCCGUCUUGAGAGCGAUAUUGAAAUCAUUUUACCUCGCCGAGCCCCCCAACAUACGUUUCCUAGAAGAGACUCAAUGUUUCCCACUGCUACAGAAAGUUUAGUCAUCAUAUUUCAGCCAUCGCUGCCUUCACUAACGUCGUUACCUCCUCAGUUCGUAGGCCGUGCUUUGCGUCGAGGAAUGAGAUAACGUCACUUCCCCUCAGGCUAGUUUAACGUCACAUGGUUUUCUGUUUGACCCGGGUUCUUUCCAUCGCACAGACUUGUUUUUUAGCUGACUCAUUAUUACCCGUCAAAGCUGAUGAACGUUGAGGACAGGAAAAGGUUUUCAGCCUCGGAGAUUUAUGAUCUAGUGUUACCAAUAACUUUUAUAACGAUUGAGGUUGAUUGUAGAAGUUAGAUCGGCACAUUGUUCACUACUGAAUGUAUAGUAAUAAUUCCCUAAUAGGUGUGAGAGACCCCCCCCCGUCUGCCAUCGAGAGCUAUAUGGCUGCGAAUGAGGAGUAAUACCAAGCAAUAAUAGAUUUUAACAGGUCAGAGAGAAGCACAGUUCAUAGUAUGUUUGUGUCGGUAUAUAGAGCGUAUAUUGAGAGAUAUUGUGAACGGGGGAAAUAAAGUGAUUUAAUGUGGAAUUUGUGAAAUUGUCCCUAAAAUGUUACUGGUUAAUCUGGAGCUGUCACUACUGCCAUCCGGCAGCUUAUUUAUCAAACCGUACAGGGCAUAUUGGAAUAGCACACUGCGGUGUCGUCUGUGUGUACAUUGAACUUGUUGGUUAAACCAUUUGAGAACUGAUCCUCUGUGCUGUUUAACCGCCUUUGACCUAACAUGAGAUGACUGUAAUCCGCUGUGUGCUGGGUGUUUGUAUACAGCAGCACCUCUGCACCUGUUUCUGUAUUUAGACUAUAAACUGUAUGUGCCUGAGGUACGAUACCCAACUGUUGUCCUGUUGGUUUGCAGUUGUUUUUCUAUUGAGCUGAACAGAUGAGAAUGUUCUGAGGAUCUUUGAAGUUACCGACAGACGGAAAUAUUAAAAGGAGAAAAUCAAUGUUUUGUUUAAAUCUCUUUAUUUCUUGUGCAGGUGGUUGAACAGUAGAUAGAUACGAUUGGUGUCAUGUAAACAUCAGUUGAUUACAUAGAACAUGAUCAAAUGACAGAGUUGGUUUCUGGGUAAUCAAGGGGCUUUUUUCAACAUGUACAGUAAAUCAGGACAAAAGGGGAAAUAAAAUAGAAAAUGACGACGUUCAAUACUGGAAUCUGGCUGGUGAGUUUAUAGUGGAGGCUAACCUGAACCUCGUCUAAUCUUAACAUUAAGUAAUCAUAACAUGUCGGCACAAGAAAGGUGCAAAUGAUAUAAAACUGUGACGUAAAAUGUUUAACAGCUAAAUAUUUGUUUGUUGGGAUACAAACAGCAGCACUGACUGGAUGCAGACCGAGUAUAGAAAUACCUUCCUACAUCUGUCAGUGCUGCUCUCAACAGCAGUCACAGGCAACAGGACGACAGUCGCUCGUAAUAGACACAGAUCCAUAGAUUUACAUGAUGAUGUCUGCUUUAAGUUGUGGUGACUUCUUAUGGAGACUCGAGGCUUUGCUGGUAGGUCAGCGUGGUAAUUAGAGGCACCUGUUUGUGUACAAAACUUGCAUAAAAAGGAAUCGGGUCAUUCAGUGCAGUACAAAACAGUGUAACUUAAAAAAAAUGAAAGGAACAGGAAAUCACACGUCAGCAUAGCCACCAAAACAACUCCUCUGGAUGAUAUCGAGUCCUUCUGAUUAUUGUGCAUCAAGAAAAGGUGCUCUGAAACAAGACGAUAGAUCAGUACACUAUUGGAAGUUUGAGAAAAUAUAUAUUUUGAAGUUAUAUGGAAGAACAAGAUGGCUUAAUGGGCUUUGAAGUUAUUCUCUGUUAAAGUGGGAGACGGUGGCAAUUCUGAUAUCUGGUUAUUUGACGUCCCUCACUCCGCAGACUUGGUUCCAUUGAAGUCGCUUUGGGAGUCGGCCUCCUCCUCGGAGGCGUCUUCGACCACCCGUCGGCCGCCGCCGCCCAUACGCCGAGUUGUGCCGCCGAAGGAGGGCUCGUUUCCACGCCUAGAAGUGCCACAGAGACGGACACGGAUACAAACCGACACAUAUCCCAACAGUGAGAGGAGCGGUUAUCUGAUGGCUUAUGAGCUGGUUAAAGUUUGAAAACCACUCUUGUGUUGAUGAAAUACAGAAUGUACAGUAAUGUGCUGUGGUUACAGAUUAAGCACGCCGGUUAUCUUUGUAACUCAUUUGACUCCUGGCUCAGGAAAAUGAGUUCGGUUUAUGGCAAUUAAACCAAGCUCUGAGGAAAAUAUGGCCACCAGUCAGAAAUUGGUGGAAUGGAAAGCUCACUCGCUACCCAACAUUUUAGUUUUUCCAAGGAAAUCGUGGUAGGCUGAUGAGCCAUAUUUCUCUCAGUUAGGCUCAUAGAAAGAAAUGAUAGCAUUGAGAGUGCACGGGGGGAUGAGAAGUUAUGGUAAGUUAAUAAGAAAUGGUGAUGGGGCAACUUUUAGGCGCAGAGGUACCUGCUGUGUUACUCCUUGGGUUCAGGGUUGCCUCUGGAAUAGAGAUGGACACCAUUGUUUGUGCUCAGUGAAGGCCACCAAACUAAAUUCUACUAACAUGCUACUGCUUUGAAUGUGUGUUUACAACCCUGUGAAUACGACUGUAGUGACAACGUACUCUUUAGCACUAAAAUAUGUAUGUUGAGUUUAAUUAUUUAGUGUGAAACGAUACAGAAAUACACAGACACCCUCCUGAUUGUGACUAUUUACCAUUCUGUACUGCCUACUGCAGUAUCUGUGUCCUCUUGGAGCGUCACAGGAAUAAAAAGAAGAAGAAGGAAGGACAGACUCUUUGGCCCUUUGUUGUACCUGAGUUUGCUCUUGAGAGAGUUGACCUCGCGGCUCAUGGCGUCGCUGGCCUCGGUGGCUUCAUCCAGCUCCCGCUGCAGCUUCCUGCGGGCGGCUGUAGCGCGCUGAGACUCCUCCUCUGACUCCUCCAGCUGCCGCUUCAGCUGCUUCAUGCGGGUAGUUGACUUUUCUGCCUGGUGAGCGAACAGAGGAAAUAUACAGACUUGGUACUCUUUCAUCCCAACUAACUGUCCCUGUGCACUGGACUCCAAAUAGCCAUCCGCUCAAAAACAUUGACGUCUGUGAACAAAUGAGCAUGGCUGUGCAGAGUGAUCGCACCUGGUCUUUGUACUGCUCCGCCUGUUUGCGUUCAUCUUCCACCUGCAUCAGCAGUUCCUUGAGCUUCUUGUCCUUCUGGCGCACAGUCUUAGCCGACGCCUGCUUCUCCCUGAGAGAGGACAAAAGAGUUCAGAGGUUAACACGAGUUUAACUGUAGAAAACUGCUCUGUUUGUUUGAAGUGAACCAUGAAGUUCCAUGUGAGUUUAGGACACACAUUGAUGCUACGGUUAUUGCUGGAAGAUGCAAAUAAAUUCUUUGUCAAUUAGGUUUUAGAUGGAAUUUGAUCAGAUUUCUCUGUUCCCGACCUGUUCUCCUGCUCCAGCUGCUCCUCCAGUUGUGCCACUUUAGCCUCCAAGGAAGAGAUAGAGGACUUGAACUUGGACUUGACCUGGUUCUCCAUCUCCUGGAGCUUUGCCUUCAGCUCCUUGUUCUGGCGCUCCAUCUGCUGCCGGGCGCUCUCGUUCUUCUGGGAGGUGCUGCGCUCUGUCUGCAGCUCGUUGCUCAGCUGAUCCGUCUGUAUGCAUGCAAGGAAAAAAGGGUGAGGCCUCUGCACAUUUUGAGCCCUUUAUGACUCCGGUAGCUGCUACUGUCUGGUCACCUGCUGCGUGCUCUUCCUCAGCCGGUCGUUGAGGAUCUCCAUGUUGCUCUGCUCUUCCUCCAGCUCCUCCUCUAGCUGGGAGAUCUUAGCUUCCAGACGGCGUUUCUCAUCUGCCAAGGCGGACCUGUACACAGAAACAAGUGUGACCAUCACUUUGUCUGCGGCGUUCAUUUCACAGACAAAGGCAACGGUGAAAUCUCCACCCACUUUCCAGAGGAGUUGCUGGCCAGCUCAUCAGAUAGCUCGUCUCUUUCGGCCUCCGCCUGCUUCCGUGCUCUCUCGGCUGCAGCCAGAUCCUAGAAACAUGCUAGAGAUUAAAUCUUUAUUUCAAGCCUCUAAUCUCAAACAAUUUGCUUGUUUGGUAUCGGCUGUGUUACCUCCUGUAUCUGCAUGAGCUCAGCUUCCAGACCCUUGGCUUUCUUCUCGCUCUCCUUUGCGGUGGUUAGCACCUCUUCUCUGGCAGCGUGGGCAUCUUCCAACUCCCUCUGGUAGUCCUUCAUCUGCGCCUGGUGGGAGAAAGAGAAACGGAAAUAAGGAGUGCAUCAGAAUGGGAUUUAUUCACCAGGUAUAUUUACGGUACAGCACUACCCGGAGCUUUGACCUGAUUGUGGACGCAACGCUCCCAAAAAUCCCAUUUAUUAGUUACCCAAUAUUUAGUUUAGUAAAAUGGUACGUUAGAUGCGUUAAGUUCACACGUCCUACAUGGAAUAACAAAAAGAAGGAAAUGAUAUCUGCAUCUAAAAUCAGAUAAAAUGAAAUCUAAAAUAAAAUGCUGCUGCAUUCCAUCCGUCCCUUCACUCUCACCUGGAGCUUGCGGAGCUGUUUGAUGGCCUCAUCCCGUCCCUUACUGGCCGUCUCAAUUUGUCCCUCCAGAUCUUUCAUGUCCGUCUCCAAUUUCUUCUUGGCUGCUGUCGCCAGGGCCCUCUGCUUACGUUCAUCCUCCAGCUCCGUCUCCAACUCACGGACCUGCAGUAGGUAUUCAUCAUCGCUUAGAUCAGUGGUUCCCAAACGUCUUCACAUCAAAGACCGACACAAACUAGAGCACGGACCCCCAUUGAUACGAUUUUGUCCCGUUUUUGCUGGGGAC